Messenger RNA from Varroa destructor (honeybee mite), 5302 nucleotides. RefSeq lists its product as uncharacterized. The record is from RefSeq and is a predicted model, not a curated record. NCBI's taxonomy places the organism in Eukaryota, Metazoa, Arthropoda, Arachnida, Mesostigmata, Varroidae. Gene Ontology annotation, cellular component: centriole; ciliary transition fiber. Gene Ontology annotation, biological process: chemical synaptic transmission; mitochondrion organization; cilium assembly.
UUCUGCUCGCAAUCCAGGUGCCAAGCUCAGCGUUUCAACCAUGAGUCGGUCAAUGCAGUGGCAAGCAACAGCACGGAGACCUCUAUAGAGCUGCUGUAGAGAGCGGACAGUGCCUCACCCAAGCACUAGUUCCUCACGAGCGUGUUUUCCGUGUCUUGUCCGAACAAUCGACGCAAGCUGGCGGAUCAACGCGCCUUUCAGUUAUCGGAACGUGAGCCGUCGGUGUCGACGUGUGUUUGUAUAAAUACUUCGAACAGGUCGACAGAGAAGAGGGGAUUGUGGUGAAAGCGAAUGCGCGUGUAUCCCGCCGAUGAGUGUGCGAAAUCAGAAUAAAAAUAGUGCAAGCUAACGGUUAUCAGCUGAAACGGACUCGAGACGACGCUGGCUACAGUAAAGUGCAAGGUGUAGUUUUAUUGUGCGCUAAUAUAGUCAAGGUUCAAUAACGAAAAAACAACGGCUGGAUAAAAUCGAAUCAACGGUCGAUUGUGGUUGUAGUUGUUACGGAGGCGCCGAUGACGGAGUACAGUGGCGGUGGGCGAGGACAUGCCUGAGAAUGCAUUGCUUUGGUGCUGGAGCCUUUCGAGUCUGUCAGGCAAAUUGCCCGCGCUGCGCAGGGACUCCCGCACCUCGCAACCCGAUUGCAGUCAGCUCCAGACUGUCGAACCACAAUUGCAGAAACAUCAGCAACAGCAGCAGGCCUACGGGGAGAACGUUAAGACGAUCGAUUGGGGUAAAACCUGCGGCGGCUUGCAGACUUCGCGAUUGGCCGAACUGAAGGGUGUCUUCCUUCAAUCGCAAGAGUCGGCAAAUAUCAUUGAGGGUAACAUCGGAUAUCCGCUCAGCGAGAAGCAGCUCGCCAAAGAAUCAAUCUACUCGCGAGUUUCGAAGCCGGCCCGUGAGAACCGCCAUAACGAGAACGAUCUAAGUGUUGACAAGAAGGGCCGUCGUAGUGCUGGCAGUGCGAGCGGUGAAGCCGUUUAUGAAAGUAUAAUCACUCUUGACCCAUUUGAGAUGAUUUCAAUGGCCCAUUUGAACCAGCUGGGUCAGAUGCAGGUAACCGCUCCGCACCUGCAGCAUCUGCAAAGUCAAUCGACAGGCAGCAUUACAAAUGCGCAACAAGGUGGAAUUUUACCACAAAACGGACCACUACCAGGUCUCAUCCAUGCGAAUGGUAACGGCGGCGGUAUGUGUUUAUCUGGUCCCCCCGUUCACAUCGUCGCAAACCCGAUGGGUCAGGAUUCCCUGUAUACGACGAUUGGUGAUGUUUCUGAGCGGGUAUACGAAUGUCCAGACGAGUGCCCACCACCGGUCCCUCCUAAACAGAUGGAGGUUCUUUAUACAAAACCUACUAAGGUGUUCCCCAAAUCGAACGGGGGAGCUGCGUUGAAAAUCUACAAAAGCCGCGAGAACGUGCCCCCUUCACCAAAUAAGGAUUCGUCCGGUUCUGGUACCUCCUCGUCGGACACGCGAGAUCUCCAACAGGAAAACUAUGCACUGAAGCAGGAAAUUUUGGCCUAUCGAGAACGGAUGAAAGCACUGGCAAUGAAACUCGAGCAAUUCGACGGAAUUUCAGCUAUAGUAGAAGAACUUCAGGGAAAGGUAGAUAAAGUUAGCCAGGAGAAUGCGCGGUUACGAUGCUUCGAACGAGAGCACCGCGAAGCGCAGGAACAACUUAAAGAAGCGCAGCGUCAGUACAAACUCGACGUGGACCAACUCAGCUCGCAGGUGGCGAUUCUCGAUGGGGAACGUAACGACCUCGAGUGUUCGUUAGCAAAACUUCAAGAGGAGCAUGAUUGUCUCAUGAUUUCAUCUCAAAACUCAGUAUCAUUUCAAUACCAUUCACAGGCCAUGCUUGAAGUAAAGAGACUUCUGGAAGAACUUAAAAAUAAGUAUCAAAACGACAAGGAAGCUCUAUUGCUUCGAGUGGAGGCUGCUGAACGGGAUAAAGUGAACAUGAAGGCAAGUGUGUCGCAACUCGAGGAAGAGGUCGCGUCACUGCGUGCCGAGAGAGACCAACUUAAUCAGGGCUAUCGGAAGGCCGUACGUCAGAAGCAGUCGUUAGUCCAACACAUAAAAGAUUUGCAAAGUGAGGAUAGCGAGCUUCAUGCCCUCAUGCAGAGUCUGUUGCAGAGCGCACAUCAGGCCGUUGCCGAGAGGGAUACACUCGAACGGUUGGUAAAGCCUGCUGCUGGCUCAGGCCUGACAAGCCAUGCGGAUACCCUAUCUGCCCAGGAUCAUCGCCAGGUGCCCGCUGGUGGAGGCCAAAUGCUUCAGUCAGUCCAACAGCAGCCACUUGGCCAAGUAAAUCAUUCGAUAAACGCUGAUAGCCAAGCCGGCGAAUGGGUUAACAACCAAAGUUUCCUAUCCUGUUAGUCGUGUUAGAGCGGCCGGUUGGCGUAGGGGUCCUUUAAGCUAAUGCGUAAAGGAUGAAAAUUAUGCUAGGCAUAUAUAUUCGCCUAUAAUAAUGCCAUGAAUAUGUGUGAAGAUGUUGACUUGAGGUUGGUGAUGGCAUCUUCUAUAAAGCAACAAAUGGUUUACAGUUACAACUCUGCUAAUGAAGUCUCAAAGAGAUGGUAAAGCCAAGAAAAGAAAGUGUACGCUUCUAGAGUUAUUUCGGGCAUACCAACGCGUAUUCUUAGAGAAGAACAACUAUGUCUUAAUGUUUUCAAGGACGACUAUUUGGAAAAUUGCGGAUAAACUAGUCGUCUGUCAGCUGACGUGACAUCUUCAUGAUACAGGUCGAAAGAUGAGGUGACAAUGUUUGAUAUCUGAGUGCCCAAAAUGUUGACCUUUGUUAAAAAGAGAAAUUAAACUAAACUAAUGUACUGAAAAUUCGUCUAACUCUAGUACUGGUCCGUUGAAUUCGAUAUAUUGGAUCUAUGUCGAAACGAAGUCCAUUAAAAAGGAGAAACUCCUGAAACAAGCAUAGACGGGUUGUAUGUAUGCUUUCUAUCCUGCACUGUACACUUCAUUACAAGACAGGCGUGAACGUUUGCCUUCAUGCUACGGGAUAAAACGUAGACUAAGGAGGCGACUCUGAUAUGACUGACGAAUUAAUUUGUAGCAUUAUUUGAACCCGCUACCAUAUGCAAAUCUAAUACACCAACCGUGUUUACACAGCGAUGCUCUCUCUCUGAUCGGUUGAUAUAUCUUUAGGUAUAGAUGUAGAUUUAUUGGACGGACCGUCGCGCUGAGAGAGAACGAGAAAGAGAGAGAUGUUGAUGGGAUAACGAGAUCAAUGUUAGUCGGGUUGUGCCUACGCAAUCUCCCGUUAGGUCGUCUGACUCUGCUACUUGACUGACUCAUCGAAUCCGGUUAAGAAAGUGGUCAACACGAUCUUCACCCAUCAAUAACAAUGGCUCAAUGAUGUGCAACAGCCCGUUUUAGACAGGUGGAAUAAAUGAUAACAAACAAUGGGAUGACAUUACUAGAAUAGAUAACCCAGAUAGGACUGGCGGUGAAAAAUGUGACUGACUUCAUCUUGUGCAUUCAGUGAACGAUGGCUAUCUCAUGGGGUCUGCUUGAAUUUUGAGCUGCAAUCAUCUGAAAGUUGCCAUAUUUUACCAUUAUAUAAUAUAUCAAUAUUAUUACUCAGGCGUUUUCGGUUAUUAUCGGCACUGCACAAAGGUUUCGUAACGAUAGAAUUUUUUUUUGGAAUAUAGUGAGGAUAGAAAUUGUGGGCUUCACGGAAUCGAAAAGAGGACCUAGAUUAGAUCCUGAACACAAUCUUGUACGAGGCCUUUCGUUGUCCAAUGCCAGAGUGGACUAUACGCUCUAGCAAGUGCCGAAACAAAAAAGGACUAAGCAUAACGAAGCCGUAAAAUUGGCUCUUUUUUGCAGUGGAUUUUGCAGUACGAGCAGAGAAAUCAAUCGACGAUAAGACUAUUGAUGAAAUAUUUCGUUGAUCGUUUUCAAUGCUUUGUAAAAGGAUCUGAGUCAAUACAACUAUUCACCGCUUUUUUCUGCACCAAGCCACUUAUUUAUUUCGUGUUCUUAUAAGUAAUAUGAACAGCUAGAUUUAAGAAAAUUUUCCUUGAACAUCGGCCCAGUAAGGUCAGAUUUUAGUUUCUCCGGAUCUGUACAGCAAUUGGUCAUGUUGACUCAGGAUCCGAACCGGUAUGAGGUUAUUGUUAAGAGUUUCGCCUCCAUCCUAAGCAUGGCGUAACUACGAAAUCGAAAUUCCAGAAUACUUAGUUAUCUUUACCUGUAAAGAAUUAAGAGAUCAAAUAUUUCAUAAUUUCGUUAUUAUCAUAUCAAGAAAAUUAGAGAUAUCAGCUAUAACAAAUAACUGGUAAAAUACGACCGCAACAUGAUAACUUAGUUGAAAAUUAAACAAGAAAGAAUUGGAAUUGAGAACUGAUUUGCACGUCAGAGAAAGUUGCCACGCCAAUAGUGACAUAGUUACCACUAUAGAUGCCGAAACGGUGCGUGUCAGUAUAUUAAUAGGAAAAAAAAAGGAAAAACAAACUGUUAUAUUGCAGCUAUCACACAAGUGAUGAUGAUGAUGAUGAUGAUUAUUAUUAUUAUUAUUUGUAACCAUUGCAACUGUGUGAAUAAGUGAAUCCGUGUAUUUCACUAUGACAAAUAUGUUUAGGAAAAAAAAAACACCCUGAACGUGCAUGGAGUUCAUCUUCAGCUUUCAUUUUAGACAAAAACGUUAGAUUAGCCACAGAUGACGGAAUGUACAACAAUAUCACUCUAUAAAUAUUUACGUCGGUCAUUAUUAUUAUUACUACUAUUAUGGCUGCCGUUUUGUUGGCUCAACGCAUAACCCUAGGAAAUUCGGUUUGCAACCAGUCGUCGAUUAAUCAGUUAAACGGAUAUCACGACGACUAAAUAAUGCAAACAAAAUAAGGUACCAUAAAUAAGUAUUGUCUAUAGGAGAUGUCCUGCUUUUAGGCACUGGUCUAAACCAUCAAAUUCAUCAAAAGCCUACAAGAUUUAAGAACCAUAAAUAAAAUUUAGUAAAUGAAUUAAGUUACCUUAAACAAUGAGAAUGUAUUUAUUAGCUAAUGCAUUUUAUUAUAAUAAAGACUUGUUGGAAGUUCGGCUUGUGAAUUAUGUAAUGCCUGUUGUGAAAUCAAGUCACGCUGGAUGAUCCAUAACAGUGCGUUUGAGUCAUCAGACCAUCAGUAAAACAAUCUAGGUUUGAAAUCUAGGUCCAGGGCAACUCUGCGGUCUACAGCGAUACCUAUCCUACCAGACAUAAAACUUUUAAAGCCUUUACGUUCUUUAAGCAAAUUUAUUCUAUACUAUCAUAGGUAACGAUUAGGACUAUCAUUAAAUAUUAUGCUCCGAUCUU